Molecule: messenger RNA, 1148 nt
Organism: Aspergillus piperis CBS 112811
Lineage: Eukaryota; Fungi; Ascomycota; Eurotiomycetes; Eurotiales; Aspergillaceae
Exons: 6
Coding region: 1-714 (237 amino acids)
Source: RefSeq, a predicted model, not a curated record
AUGCUUACCUAUCCACCUUUUGGGGGGAGGGGAGGUUACAACUGGAGCGGAUCACGUACUCAACGCCCCGUCUGUACUUUUCACUUCCACCAUUUCCCGUCCAUUCUGGGAUCGACUGGAAGAGGCAUGAAGAGCAGCCGAAAGGCGCUUUGGCCGACGAUCACUGAUCGUACGCACAUCAUCCACCUGGACCAGUUUGAAAUCCGGCCUCCAGCCCCCCGGGGUGGGCCAGCCGAACCUAUCAGAAACCCGCCAGCCUUGCCAGAUGCCAACAGCCACUCGGGCCCUUCGCCCAGGAACGCUCCGGCCUGGGUUGUGGCCUAUAGUGGUCCGUCACUGGUACCUUCUGGUCCUCUGAGAUUACCUCCCAAUCGCUGGCUUGGAAGGUACCGAGUAUGUACCUCGUAUAGUACAACUAUCUUGAUGGUAACUAAACGUACUACGAGUAAGGUACCUGAAUUUUACUGGUACCGACCGGUGGUUACUGCCGGUUCCAGUAGUUGUGCCACUCACUCAACGCCUUCCUCACAGCGUCACCAGGUCCUUUCUUUCCCUCCCCACCCCCCACCGAGUCAUACCUCGAUCGUCCUUAUCGCCGUCAUCACCUCAAAUCCCAGCAUGACUGGUGGGUGGACUUUUCAGGUGCUUGUCUCUCGUCUCAUGACUGGUCUGGUUCUUCUCGCUUUUGCCUCCCCCAUUCCCAAUGGUCAUUGACUGACUCGGAUGAUGUUCCAGCAGGGAGAACUUCUGAGUAUUGGUUACUAUCGCUUAACUGCCAUUUCAUAAUGAGAUUUUUGGGGUUCCGUUGACUCUACCUCGUCAUGGCUUUCUCCACCGGUGAGGCGGCGCAGUUUCUGACUCGUCACGCGUCAGCCAAUGCUUCGAUGCUCUGGGCAUGAACCCCGUUGCUUCCAUGCGAAAAAAGGAACCACCAGCUGGACAAGUCAAUCGGUCGGACACGUUGUUUGCUCCCCCCUAGUACUUUUGGGCUGAUAAGGUACUGUCCUGGGACCAUUGGCCGUGAAUACUUCAUCCUAAAGAUGGGCUGAGUGACGACCGUUACCAUUGCUUGUAACUUCCGAGCCAUCGUGGGCAUUUCAAGAAGUCGCUGACAAGAGACGGCUUUUUUCUGAAAGGCUCGUCUGUAG